Molecule: messenger RNA, 510 nt
Organism: Ilex paraguariensis (yerba mate)
Lineage: Eukaryota; Viridiplantae; Streptophyta; Magnoliopsida; Aquifoliales; Aquifoliaceae
Source: the annotation of a GenBank genome assembly
AUGGCGGCUUCAAAGACCUACAACACGAGAACAAACUACCGAUCCCUGUCGAGCGACCGAGACGCUCGAAUGGCGUCGGAAUCGUCCGAGUUCGAGUUUGACGAGUCGGAUGUCUGGAACACGGCUAGGUCCGCUACGCCGGACUUUCGUAACCAGGCGACGAAUGCUAGGCUCUCGAAGAAAACGUCUGCGAGAAGAGUUGACUCUGUUGAACGUGCAAGCGCCGGUAUGACUCCGGCGUCUUUUCCGGUGAACAUACCGGACUGGUCGAAGAUACUGAAGGAGGACUGUAGAGACAACCAGAGGAGAGAGAAUGACGAUAACUUCGGUGAGGAGGAUGGUGAGGACGGGGAGAAUCGGAUUCCGCCGCACGAGUUUUUGGCGAGGCAGUUUGCCAGGACGAGGAUCGCCUCGUACUCGUUGCAUGAAGGGAUUGGGAGGACUCUCAAAGGAAGGGAUUUGAGUAGGGUGAGAAAUGCAAUUUGGGAGAAAAUUGGGUUCCAAGAUUAA